UCUGCCUGGCGUUAGAGAGUAAGAGACUGGGACUGCUUAGCUUUCUGUCACACUUUCUAACUGGACUUGUAAAUACAGAGGCCAACUUCAUAUGCUACAGUGUAUUGUUUUCUACUUUUUGUUCAUUUGGAAUGUGGUAUUGUUCAAUUAGGCAUUAGGCAUGCUAACCAGUAUAGCUAAGUAGACUUAGCAAAGCUUUUCUUCACAUCCAGGGAACAGUUCCUUCAGACAUGGCGGGUGUUUUGGAUAAGUUUAUGGAGUUCCACCCCGUCCAUGGCACAAAUGUACAAUUGGAUCCCUCUGGGACGAGGGCAACUCGUGUUGAAAGUUUUGCUAACGGGCUGUGCUUCAGCAAAAAUCCCUUGAAUCCAGGGGAAAUAUUCCUGGUGGAGAUUGAGGACAAGGAACUGGGCUGGUGCGGCCAUCUUCGGAUUGGACUUACAGCACAUGACCCUCGAAACCUGGAGACGGUACCAGAGUACUCUCUUCCUGAUCUGAUGGACCUGGGAAAAAGCUGGGUGUUUGCCAUCACUAGGAACCACAAUAGGGUUGUUGAGGAGCAGCCACCGGCGGAGCCUGCAGGUGACCACCUAGCAGGGGGCCACAGGCUGGGGAGGGGCGAACCCGAGCAGGAAGAAGAACUCAGCAGACCCAAGGUGUUUUUCACCAGCCCCCACUUGUGCAUCGAGAAGAUGUACAUCCCCAUGGAUAAACUCGUCGGCCGCAGUCGCCCCGGCAGGUACAGCCACAUCCUGGACGACCUGUACAAGCUGAAUGCACUACCUCCCACAGCUCGCCGCAGCCGCAUUGGUGUAGUCUACGUCCCCAGAGAGCCAGGUUUCGCUGACAUGCACAUAGUCAUCAAUGGUGAGGACAUGGGGGCCUCGGCCAAGAGGAUACCCACAAGUCAGCCUCUUUAUGCAGUUGUGGAUGUGUUUGCUGCUACCAAGUGUGUCCGCAUUGUACAGGUGGAAUAUGGCUUUGCAUCAUUGCAAACACUCUGUCGGCAGGCCAUUCAGAAAAAUAUUGUUCACAGAAUGGCGUUGGACUGGCUGGAGCUUCCUGAGAUACUGAAGAAUUUCUGCAAGUACGAGUGAUGGACAAUCCUAUUGCUGCAGCAUCAUUAAGAACUUUUUUGUAACUUUAAACUGUAUAACAAUAUAUUGCGAAUUAUGAGAUAUUGCACACUGUGUACAGCCUUUUAUAAAAUAUAUUCCACUCCACAUCUUUUUACAGUGUGUUACAAGUGUUCCCUGACAAAGCUUUACCAUUGCCUUUGAGAUUGUCUCAUUUGAUCAAACUCCACAGUUGAAUGUUUAUAUCAGUUUCAAUGGGAAGUUGCAUGCUUUCUAAUUGUGCAUUGACCAUACAGUAGUUCCAUCAGUUCAGAUAAUCUGACAGACCAUGACACAUCGUAUCUCAAUUAUCAUGCUGCAGUUUGAGUAAAAAAAUGAUGAGGUACUCACUGAAAGAAUAUUGUGUUUGUACAUGGAAUGUUACAAAGUAACACAAGGAUCCAUUUUAUAUAAACAAAUAAAAAAUAAUAUCAAUCAGCUGUA
This is a messenger RNA of Alosa alosa (allis shad), 1559 nucleotides long. It is a transcript of the gene neurl2, whose product is annotated as neuralized E3 ubiquitin protein ligase 2. The transcript is spliced from 2 exons. The record is from RefSeq and is a predicted model, not a curated record. Gene Ontology annotation, biological process: intracellular signal transduction. Lineage: Eukaryota; Metazoa; Chordata; Actinopteri; Clupeiformes; Clupeidae. Bases 231 to 1097 code for a protein of 288 amino acids. Gene Ontology annotation, molecular function: ubiquitin protein ligase activity.